Messenger RNA from Limulus polyphemus (Atlantic horseshoe crab), 2053 nucleotides. RefSeq names its product NADH dehydrogenase [ubiquinone] 1 beta subcomplex subunit 9-like (gene ND-B22). Lineage: Eukaryota; Metazoa; Arthropoda; Merostomata; Xiphosura; Limulidae. The transcript has 3 exons. Gene Ontology annotation, biological process: mitochondrial electron transport, NADH to ubiquinone. The record is from RefSeq and is a predicted model, not a curated record. The coding region runs from base 65 to 331 and encodes 88 amino acids.
AGCCUACCGCUUCAAUGCUGUAUUACUGAGACAACGUUUUGAAGAAAAUAGAAACAUUACUGACAUGAGGAUUGUUAAACAGCUUCUCGAGAAAGGAGAAGAUGAAUUAUUUAAGAAAACUCAUUAUCAGCCUUUGAAAUUUCCUUACAGUCCUGGAGGAAUAGCUUAUGAAAGAGUAGUUAGGCCCCCUGACUGGGUCUUGGAUUACUGGCAUCCACUUGAGAAAGCUCAGUAUCCUGACUAUUUUGCUAGAAGAGAGCAAAGGAAGAAGGAAUAUAUAGAACUAUGGGAGAAAACUUAUGGAAAGCCAGAGGAAUCACCCUCUCAUUAAAAUAUCUUUUUAUAAAUAGAGGAAGACAGUUAGACAUAGGAAAGAUAAAUGUAGUAUAUUGACUGUUUAAUAACUUUUAUUUCAAAUGAAACUAUGUUUGAAUAAUUUUGGUGAGAAUAAAUUACAAUCCUAGAAAAUACACAGUAACCUGAGAACAAAAUAUCUCUUGUUGAAGUUGUUCAAGAAAGGGUAGAUAUAGUUUUUAUCAACAAUUCCUAAUUAAGAACUGUUUAAGAUAUUUUAUACUACUUUUCAAAUGGUAAAUUUUACUUUCAAUAAGAACAUUCAGUAUUCACAUUGCAUUGUUUUUAAAGAACACAAACAUUAUGCAUUUAGUGAAUAUUUUAGUACAUUAUUAUUGGGGACAAUAUUUGUAAUAAGAAGGCUUUUCAGUAAUUCCCACUUUCAGAAUUAGGUGUAAUAUUUCAAAAACUUAUACCCCAGAUACAUAAUCUAAGAAAAUUGUCACCAGAACUUCUACAAGAUAAAAUGCAGAGGGUUGAUCGUACUUUAAAAGAAAGAUUUGCAUAUGUAUGUUAAUGCAUUAACAUGUAUUUGCAGAUGUAAGAUAUGGUGACAUAUUUAGCACCUGUAUGUCAUUUAAUCAUAAUGAAUUCCAGAUCUUUCAACUGUAGAAUGUCUUCAAGGUAAACUUGUUUUGUAGAGAAAUAUGUCACACACACACACAAAUGAAGCCUAUAAGACAGCAACAGGGUCUCAAACCACAUCACUACCAGUCUGAGCAGUGGUUUCAUCUGUAAAGUGAAGGCUAUGGUUAGGAAAAAGAACCUUUUGAUGAAAAAGGAAAAAACAUUGCAUUGAAGCUGGGCAUAUCUAUUGGUACCAGUUACAAAGGCUUCUUGCUACUCUUGAAAAUCAGUGGUUAUUUUGAUGAGAUAGGUGGCUUAGGAAAGUGUACUCACAGUAACCCUAUUCAACCACAAGCUUUUAUGCUUUUGAUCUGCUUAAAGAUGGUCUUGGAAACUGAAAUCUGUUUACAUGUAUGGUGGAGGAUCUGUAGAAAGUUUCAAGAUGUUGGAAGAUCUGUGAUUGGCCUUCCAUCCUUGGCCAAAACUUGUUACAAUGGAAACUAUGGUGCUGCACAAUAGUGCAUAUUUAUAGCCAUCAGAUUGGUUCUAAAGACAACACCGGACCUGGGUCUUUUUAAGUGUGAUUAACCUUCAGUAUUUAGCCUUGACAUCUCAAAUAUUUUAAAGCAUAUUUUUAGUAACUGUGUUGCUCUUCUUGCUCACUAUGCUAGUAAAGACUUGGUAGAUCUUUUUGAGAAUUAAGGACAAUUAAAUGGAGAAUUUUCCCACAUGUGAUGGUGAAAAUCGAAACUUUGAAAAUGUCAUUGUUUUAAUAAUAAUUGUAUGAUGAAGUGAAGUUUCAUGAUUUGUAACUGUUGCAUCAUGGCCGUGUCUCAAGACCACCAUCAUGCUGUAGUUCAGAGGUUAUCAAGUAUGUUGCAGACUUAACAAAUUAUAUUAAAUCUGUUUUUCAUUACAAAAUAGCAAAUUUCACAGUUAUAGAAGCCUACAGUAUAUAUAUAUACUAAGAAUGUAUUAAGUGGUGGAAUUACUUUAUUUUAUGAGAAUCACGUUAACCUUUUGUGAGUAGAACACAUUCUGACAAACUCGGAUAAUUCCAUUCUAUUCCUGAUGACAUGUGAUUCAGCAAUAGCAGUUAAUAUACUUGAUAAUGAAUAAAAUGAUGACUUCA